UGGCCCAAUAUCGCGUGCCACACUCGUCCAGUAGGAACGCAGCGAUGGUCAGAAAGCUCCCGGCCCUCAAUUGUGGAACAACCAGUGGAGAUUACUAGUGCCCCAAUCAAAAAAAAAAGAAAUAACCCAUCCACCAGUUCCCGCUCCCAUUUUUCGCGCCAAACCUUUCGCGCCGUCUCUACGUUGGGCAAUUUGUGGUGCGGAGUGCUGAAUUAUUUCGCGAUUGUAAUUUGCAACGUGAAAACCUCCCGAGCGUGUACAAAUAAAAGAGACUCCCAUCACCCACUGCUUGUAGAUUGCUUAAAAGUGGAUUCUCUACCAUUUUUCGGAUAUUAAAUCAAAUUAGUAUAUCUCUUAAAUGUUUCCAACAGUGUGUUGAGUGAAAGAGUGGUGUGAAAUCCUCCAAGCAGUUGUUUACCAAUUUCCGCCGGCACAUUGUCUGCACAUCAACUGAAAAACUUUAUAUACAUUCGAGAAAUUUUCCUCGCAUUGGAGUGUUCAUCAUUAGCGGAAUUGCAAAUUUAUCUAAAAAUCCCACAAACUGUGUUGAGUGUGUGGUCCAGAAUUAUAUUAUUGCCCAUCAUCCAGAAAUACUGCUGAUAGCCAAAAGACGCAGAGAGCUUAUGAGAAUUAUGGUGUUCAAGUGCCAGACAAUCAUAAAGAUGUUUAAGUUCUCCAGCAUUGUUUUCUUAAUGUUCUUCACAAUCAUGGUCCCGAAAUCUGAGGGCAGAGCACGUAAAUCGUGUGGGUCACUAUUGGCCGAUCGGAUAGCCAUUGCCUGCAAUGGGGAGUACAAUGAGCUCUACUGGACCGAUAAUGAGCCACAGACUAGAGUACGACGGGGCAUUGUGGACGAAUGCUGCCGGAAUAGUUGUACAGAUUCGCAACUUAAGAGACUAUACUGCAUGAAUAAGGAUGAUUCGGUGGCAGUGUCGGAUGACUCGAGUGUGUACGUGUCAAACGAAGAGCAUCCGCCGGAGGAGCAGAAAAAGGUCUUCCAUGAUCCCUUCGUGCACCUGAAGGUGUCGUCCACACCGGAAAUUGGCACUGUAGCGCCAGAAUUCAAUCUGAGAGGAAUGAUACCACCGCAGUACAGAACACAGGACAUCCGUUUCCAUUAAUUUAUUUAUUUAAUUCCCAUAGUGUUAGGACGAGGGAGGAGCUAAAAUAUUUUCAAAUUCCUAAACGAAGAGACGUUAAAUUUCCGGAUGAAAUGGAAAAUGCCACCACAUACAGAGAUCUUUGCUAUGCUAUUUCUUGAGAUUUUCCCUCCGCCCCAGAGGGAUUAUGUAGUUGAUUUACUCGCGUUUGCAUUGCACUUUAGGAUUUAUCUGCUUGGUGAAUUUAUAACGUGUGUUUCGAAUGAUAACGAAACUCCCCAGAAUAUCCAUGCGGAAAGGAACUACAAACAUAUUGUAGAUUAAAAUGCAUUGGGUGAUAUAUACAUGAGAUAUGUAUGUAAUAUGUAUAUGUAUAUUCCAAUUUUAUUGUAAAUCUUUUCUAUUUUACUCACUUUUCACACAAAGAAUUAAAAAAAAAAGAUUUUAAAUUUUAAAAUUUUAUUAAAAUGAACAAUUUGCUUUCAAUAUGAAAUAAGUUGAAAAAAUAGUACGAAUUAUCUUCCUUGAAUUUCUUAUAUUGAAAAAGCCAAUUAAACUAUGGAUAAUCUGGUUGUUUAUGUGCACACUCCAAGCUUAUAUAAUGUUUGUUAUUAUAUUAAGUUCGUGAUUUGUGAUAAUUCUAUUAAUUUUAUUGAAGGACUCUCAAGAAAUAGUUUAGUCUCUGCAGGGAAUGUGAAUUAUUUUGCAGGUCAAAAUAAUUCAACUUGUGAUAUUAUAUAAUGUACACUUCCUCAAAUCAUGCGACACUGUAAAAGAGGACUUUUUAUAUUGUGAUAUUUACUAUCGUAUAUUAUUGAGAAAAAAUAUUAAAAACAAAUUAAUUACAAAAAAAUUACAAAAAAAUAAAUAAAUUACAAAAAAAACGAAUAAAAAUCCAGACAUUUGGUGAUAUAAAUUGUGAUGGUGACGCAGUGAGAGGAGGUGUGGUACCGAAGUUUUCGAGAAAAAUCAUAUUCUCUGUAUCAUAAUAAAAAAUUAGCAGGGUGAAUAGAAUUAUUUAUUUUUCAAAGAUUUUAUGCUGAGAAAGUCUUUUUUCACAUUUUCUAAUCAACAUUUUGUAUAUAAAUUUAACCCGUUCUUCUCUAUCUACAAUUUUACAGAUAACUUUAAAACAAAAUUCAAACAAAUUUUUUUGACUGUUUUCUCAUUUCAAUGUCAAACACUCGAAAAUUCUACACACACCUCGAAAAAUUUACCAGCGAAUAGCUCACAUUUUAGUGCCUAAUUAAUUAAUAAAAUUCAACUGAUAGUCCCAAAAUAUGACAUGAUAAACUUACACUAAAAACCAUUUAUGUACUGCUACAGAAAUAUUUUAAUCAGGCGACUAUUUAUAUGGCCACCAAGUAAAUUGAUAAACCCCAGAAUUUUUUUUUAGAUAGAUUAUCAAAAUUACAAUGUUAUAUAGAAUUCAAAAAAUUGCUCCAACGAUGUCACAACAUCCGUGUAAUUUUUGGGCUAAUAAAAAUACUCCAUGUGUUAUGUCAUACUUUUAAUCAAUAAAUUGAGAUAAUAUAAUUAAUUACAAACA
Messenger RNA from Lutzomyia longipalpis, 2649 nucleotides. RefSeq lists its product as uncharacterized. The transcript has 3 exons. Gene Ontology annotation, cellular component: extracellular region. Gene Ontology annotation, molecular function: hormone activity. The record is from RefSeq and is a predicted model, not a curated record. The coding region runs from base 624 to 1121 and encodes 165 amino acids. NCBI's taxonomy places the organism in Eukaryota, Metazoa, Arthropoda, Insecta, Diptera, Psychodidae.